This is a messenger RNA of Chenopodium quinoa (quinoa), 1126 nucleotides long. RefSeq names its product MADS-box protein CMB1-like. Lineage: Eukaryota; Viridiplantae; Streptophyta; Magnoliopsida; Caryophyllales; Amaranthaceae. The record is from RefSeq and is a predicted model, not a curated record. Gene Ontology annotation, molecular function: RNA polymerase II cis-regulatory region sequence-specific DNA binding; protein dimerization activity; DNA-binding transcription factor activity, RNA polymerase II-specific. Gene Ontology annotation, biological process: positive regulation of transcription by RNA polymerase II. Gene Ontology annotation, cellular component: nucleus. The transcript has 8 exons. Bases 1 to 759 code for a protein of 252 amino acids.
AUGGGUAGAGGAAGAGUUGAACUCAAGAGGAUAGAGAACAAAAUCAAUAGGCAAGUUACAUUUGCUAAGAGAAGAAAUGGACUUCUUAAGAAAGCUUAUGAGCUUUCUAUUCUUUGUGAUGCUGAAGUUGCUCUUAUAAUCUUCUCUAAUCGUGGUAAACUCUUUGAGUUUUGCAGCUCGUCGAGUAUGCUGAAAACAAUUGAAAAGUACCAAAGAUGCAGCUAUGGCGCUCUUGAAGAAAAUGGGCUUCUCAAUGAUUCUGAGGCAACCUACCAGGAAUAUUUGAAGCUUAAGUCCAGGGUGGAGUUCCUGCAGCAAUCUCAGAGGAACUUGCUUGGAGAAGACUUGGCACCAUUGGCUAUAAAGGAGCUAGAACAGCUGGAGCACCAGCUUGAGUUAUCACUGAAGCAAAUAAGAUCAACCAAGACUCAACAAAUGAUGGAUCAAAUGGCGGAACUGCGAAGAAGGGAACAAGCUUUAAUUGAAAACAACAGGAACUUGAUGAAGAAGUUAGAAGAUUGUAGCCCCCAAAUCCCUCAAAGACUUGCAUGGGAAGGUGAUAACACUCAAGAUCAACAACAUAUACCUUUCAGCCGCAUUCCUCAUCCAUCCGAGGGCUUCUUUCAACCACUUUAUCGCAAUCCUCCCCAGCAAAUCGGCUACAAUCAUUUGGAAUCGACUGAAAUGAGUGUUGCAACACCAAGCCAGCAACAUGUCAAUGGAUAUAAUGUCCAUGGUCACCAUGGAUGGAUGCUUUGAGAAAAUUAAGCACGCACGCGAUAAUUGCAAGUUACGUGCGUAUGUACUUGAGAGAUUAUAUGUAUAUUUUCAAGGUAAAUUUUGGAUUGUUUCUAUAGCUUAAUUAGACUAAGGUAUGACUCUAUGUUUACUUAUCAUGAUCGGGUCAUCGAGGGCAAUUUUCAUACGAUUGUCCAUGAUGUAAAGCCAUAAAGAAUGUAAUCUUAACUGCUGCUCGAACAAUAGUAUAAUGAUAGACUAGAGCAUGGCAUUCACCCCAAUUUAGCACUAUUUUGCUUAUAAUUAUAUGUAAACGGAGAAAGGUAUGUAUGGUUAUUUUUGUGACCACGAACGAAUGUAAUAGUAUAUGAUAUAUUAAAAUGCUUAA